Messenger RNA from Salvia miltiorrhiza (redroot sage), 1637 nucleotides. RefSeq names its product probable mitochondrial saccharopine dehydrogenase-like oxidoreductase At5g39410. The record is from RefSeq and is a predicted model, not a curated record. The transcript is spliced from 2 exons. Gene Ontology annotation, cellular component: mitochondrion; lipid droplet; plasma membrane. Gene Ontology annotation, biological process: glycolipid biosynthetic process. Lineage: Eukaryota; Viridiplantae; Streptophyta; Magnoliopsida; Lamiales; Lamiaceae. Bases 154 to 1524 code for a protein of 456 amino acids.
AUUAUCCAUAAAUAGAUGAAAUAAUAAAGCACUGAAUAUUAGAUCACACUCCGUUGUAUCAUCCAUUUCGGCACCCAUCACGCAUUUCACACACUCACACACAAAUAAAAAGCCGAGAAAAGAUUUAAGAAACUUCGCCUGCAAUCUCUGAAAAUGACGGAAAUUAAUUCCGGCGGCCGGAGCUCCAAAGCCUACGACGUCGUAAUCUUCGGCGCCUCCGGUUUCACCGGAAAAUACGUAAUCCGAGAAGCCCUCAAAUUCCUCAACGCUCCCAACUCUCCCCUCAAAUCCCUGGCCUUGGCGGGCCGAAGCCCGUCGCGGCUGUCGGAGGCCCUCACGUGGGCCUCCGCCCCGAACCCGCCGCCCCAGAUCCCGCUCCUGACCGCCGACACUUCGGACGGGGAGUCGCUCGCCCGCCUCGCGUCCCAAGCGAGGAUCAUACUGGACUGCGUCGGCCCGUUCCGCCUCUACGGGCAGCCCGUCGUGGCGGCGUGCGUCGAUUCGGGCUGCGACUACUUGGACAUCUGCGGCGAGCCCGAUUUCAUGGAGAGGAUGGAGGCUUCCUACCACGACACGGCGGUGGAGAAUGGGUCGCUGGUGAUCUCGGCCUGCGGGUUCGACUCUGUGCCGGCGGAGAUCGGGCUGCUGUUUCAUUCCAAGCAGUGGGCCGGGCCGUCGGCGCCGAACCGGGUGGAGGCGUAUCUGAGCUUGGAGUCGGACAAGAGGAUUGUGGGGAAUUUCGGGACGUAUGAAUCGGCGGUUCUUGGGGUGGCCAACGCUGAUAAGUUGGUGGAGUUGCGGCGCUCCAGGCCGAGGAGGGCCCGGCCCGCGAUUCCUGGACCUGCUCCUCCGAAGGGCUCCAUCAUCGAGCACGAGAAGCAGCUCGGCCUCUGGGCUUUACGCCUGCCAUCAGCGGAUUCUGUUGUCGUACGAAGAACCCAGGCCGCAUUGACUGAAAACCCCCACGGUUUACCCGGUGUGAACGAGAGUGUUGAGCACGUGAAGAAGAGGGAGGACUUCUGGUCAUCCGCGAAGCCAGCCCAUUUCGGUGUGAAAUUAGGCUCGAAAUCGUUGCUUGGUUUGUUUCCGGUGAUCACACUUGGUGUAUUCUUGGGGCUCUUGAGCAGAAGCAGAGUGGGGAGAUGGCUUCUGCUCAAGUUCCCCUCGUUCUUCAGCCUCGGAUGGUUCAGGAAGAAGGGGCCUUCCGAGGAGGAAGUCGCGAGUGCUUCCUUCAAGAUGUGGUUCGUGGGACGGGGGUACUCGGACAGCAGUCUAGCUUUGCAGGGGGACAAGAAGCCCGACACGGAAGUGGUGACGAGGGUGAUGGGGCCGGAGAUUGGAUAUCUGACGACCCCAAUCGUGCUGCUUCAAUGCGCUCUUGUGCUGCUGAAUGAACGCGAUAAUCUGCCUAAAGGAGGAGUUUAUACGCCUGGGAUCGUGUUUGGCCCGACUGACCUUGAGAAACGCCUACAGGAGAAUGGGAUAUCGUUUGAUUUCAUCUCCAAGAAAGGCCUUUCUUCCUGAACACUGCUGCCUGCCUCAUCUAAAGCUUUGAACAUCUUACAUUCCAUGAUACAGUGAAACAAUGCUUCUUGUUGAAAUUCUUGGUAUGAAAAUCAGUCACAAAAUGCAUAUAA